AUGCUGAGAACUCUGUUGCCGCUGCUGGCACUCGUUGCCCUGGCACAUGGCCAGUGCCGCUUCACCAGGGCUCAGGUUGAAAGAACCACCCGCAUCUUCAUGCUGCGCACUCAGAACCGCCUUUCCCUCAAGCGGUCCGAUAGCUCUGCGGUCGGCGAGGUCCUGCAGAUGUGGUGCAGUCCGAGGGACAUCCGGACCACCACCUGCCAGGCGGGCCAACCAGCUAGACAGGGCCAGCCGGCCCGGCCACCGGCAUUCCGACCACCGCUGCCCAUGACCUGCACCACUCCCCCUGCCGCCUUGACGACUCCCGUUCAGGAUCGCAGCUGCCCGGCCACAAUGUUCCGGGUGGGCUACAACGUGGGCAACAACCAGUUCGCGGAGCUCUACCGCGCCUGCUUCGACACGAGGGCGGUUAGGGCCAUCUUCGUGGACCACCAGGUGUACGCCAAGACCUUCUUUCCCCAGCGACCUUGUGUACAGUUCUCCUCCGACGGAGUGAUCAGUGGUGCCGACGAAGCGAGUUACACAACGCGGAACAUCCACGCGACCUUCAAGCUCCUCUUCGGCAACAACCAGAACUUCAUUCCCAACAACCGGGACACGAUCAUCAACCGGGGUCACCUGGCCGCCUCGGCGGACUUCCUCUUCGGGGACCAGAUGUGCGCCACCUUCAAGUACGUGAACGCGGUGCCGCAGUUCAAGACGAUCAACGACGGCAACUGGGAGGCGAUCGAGCGCUGGGUGCGCAACUCGGUGAGGGGCAACCAGUUCGUGAACGUGCGCACGGGGGCCAGGGACGUCCUCUCGCUGCCCUCGCCCCAGGGCAACAAGAACGUCCUCCUGAGCGGCAACCGGAACCCGGUGCCGCUGUGGAUGUACAAGAUAGUCCGUAACUCGAACAACCAGCCCACCGUGGCCUUCCUCACCUACAACAACAUCUACGCGAGGCAGCGUCCGGCGGCCCCCAACUUCUGCCAGGCCGUCAACUGCCCCCUUCCACUGCCCAGCACGGCCGCCGCCGGGUUCACCUUCUGCUGCAACCCCGCCACCUUCAGACCCUGA
Molecule: messenger RNA, 1065 nt
Organism: Drosophila ficusphila
Lineage: Eukaryota; Metazoa; Arthropoda; Insecta; Diptera; Drosophilidae
Exons: 3
Coding region: 1-1065 (354 amino acids)
Biological process (GO): apoptotic DNA fragmentation
Cellular component (GO): nucleus; mitochondrial inner membrane
Molecular function (GO): RNA endonuclease activity; single-stranded DNA endonuclease activity; metal ion binding
Source: RefSeq, a predicted model, not a curated record